AAGGAAUCCAUGCACCUAAGCUCUUAUGGCAAUCUAUGAAAAUAGAGAACAUAAGAAGGUUGUUCAGCAUUUUAUUACAAUGGUCAUGUAUGUAAUAAGGUAAUCGUCUCUCUAGCUUAGUAAGCAGCAUUUCAAUCUUAGGUAAACGUCUGCUUUUAAAUUUAUCGAGGCGGCGUAAGCUUGAUAAUCUUUUCGGACUAUAAGGUAAGAAGUGAGUUUAACACCAACUAAUUAUUAUUAAUGAGUACAUUUCAUUGUCACUUUCUCCGAUUCGGUAGAAACAGAGUAGUAAAUUCAUUUCAGCUGAUUCAUAGUUUAGCCACCCUUGUUGAUAUUCCUGAUUAUGCCAAGAAACUAGCGACCCGAAUAUCAAACUGCAAUAAUCUAGAGCAGCUCGACCAAAUUUAUGCCCACAUAAUCCGAAAUCACUUCUUGGAGUUGUACCCUGCACAAUUUCACUGGAACAACAUUAUCAGAUCAUAUACUAGGCUUCACUCCCCCAGCAAGGCUCUACAUGUCUACAUCACUAUGUCUAGAGCUGGUGUUCCUCCUGAUACUUUCACCCUACCCAUUGUUUUAAAAGCUAUUGUUCUGAAUUAUGUUGUUAUGGCACGGCAGCUCCAUGGGGUUGCAGUAAAGCACGCUUUAGACACUAAUAUGUAUUGUGAGAGUGGCUUCAUUAGUCUGUAUUCAAAGGGUGGUGACUUUGAGAAUGCUCGUAAGGUGUUUGAACAAAAUACUGAAAGAAAGUUGGGGUCUUGGAAUGCUAUUAUAGCAGGGUUGUCACAAGGUGGGCGUGCUAAAGAAGCGAUACAAAUGUUCUUGGAGUUGAGAGAGAGUGGGUUACAGCCUGAUGAUGUAACCAUGGUUAGUGUGACAUCCGCGUGUGGUGCUCUUGGAGACUUGGAUUUGGCUUCUCAAUUGCAUAAAUGCGUUUUUCAAGCAAAAGCAAUGGAAAAGUCUGAUCUUUUGAUGAUGAAUUCUCUUAUUGAUAUGUACGGUAAAUGUGGGAAGAUGGAUCUUGCUUAUAGGGUGUUAUCAAGUAUGAAAGAAAGAAAUGUAUCCUCGUGGACUUCUAUGAUUGUUGGUUAUGCGAUGCAUGGGUAUGUUAGAGAUGCGCUUGAAUGCUUCCGUUGCAUGAGGGAGGCAGGUGUUAGGCCUAACCAUGUGACAUUUGUCGGGGUGUUGAGCGCUUGUGUACAUGGUGGAAUGGUGCAAGAAGGAAAGUUUUAUUUCAGCAUGAUGAAAAAUGAAUAUGGUAUUGCACCCAUGUUGCAGCAUUAUGGGUGCGUGGUGGAUUUGCUUGGCAGGGCUGGGUUGCUCGAGGAGGCAAGAGGGACGAUUGAAGGGAUGCCAAUGAAAGCAAAUGUUGUGAUUUGGGGGUGCCUGAUGGGGGCUUGUGAGAUGCAUGGGCAUGUGAAAAUGGGAGAAUGGGUGGCUAAGCACCUGCAACAGUUAGAACCAUGGAACGACGGGGUGUAUGUGGUAUUGUCCAACAUUUAUGCCAGUAAUGGCAUGUGGGAAGAGGUAAGGAGGAUGAGAGCAAUUAUGAAGGAGAAAAAACUUGCCAAGAUUCCUGCUUAUAGCUUGUCAACAAGUUCCGAUUGAGAGUUGAAGGUGGACCUGCCAAAGAUAAAGGAUCAGAAGCAUUGCUCUCUCUUAUAGGAGUGCACAAGAUGGUUGCCAUAUGCUGCACCUCACAGAAGUGGUUCUUAUAGGAGCAAUAUAUAUCGCAGAUUUUUUCUUAAGAUGUUACUUUCUUAUUUACUAAGGUUUUGUAUCCCAAUAAGUAACAUGUAAAUGAAAUGAAUUUAGUGGAUUAAACAGGGGACUUUUUCUUCCCA
Molecule: messenger RNA, 1844 nt
Organism: Nicotiana tabacum (common tobacco)
Lineage: Eukaryota; Viridiplantae; Streptophyta; Magnoliopsida; Solanales; Solanaceae
Source: RefSeq, a predicted model, not a curated record